Thamnophis elegans (Western terrestrial garter snake) is the source of this 2081-nucleotide messenger RNA. Its product is annotated as cytochrome P450 2F2-like. The record is from RefSeq and is a predicted model, not a curated record. Gene Ontology annotation, cellular component: intracellular membrane-bounded organelle; cytoplasm. Lineage: Eukaryota; Metazoa; Chordata; Lepidosauria; Squamata; Natricidae. Gene Ontology annotation, biological process: xenobiotic metabolic process. The transcript is spliced from 10 exons. Gene Ontology annotation, molecular function: iron ion binding; heme binding; oxidoreductase activity, acting on paired donors, with incorporation or reduction of molecular oxygen, reduced flavin or flavoprotein as one donor, and incorporation of one atom of oxygen. The coding region runs from base 145 to 1614 and encodes 489 amino acids.
GGAAAAGCAGAGUUGAAAUCGUCUCUGACACAGCUGGAAAAGGAACACCGCCCUUUAUCCUAACUUUAAAGGGUUUAUCUUUGGCUGGUCUCCGAGGUACAAUAGCCAGAGAGAGAGGCAGAACGAGAUAUUCCUGCUAACAACAUGGCUGCUUUCGGCUGGCUGAUCGUUCUUUCUCUCCUAUUCCUCUGGUUCUGGAUGAACCAGCGUCCCAAAGGUUUCCCCCCUGGGCCACGGAGGCUGCCCCUGCUUGGGAAUCUGCUUCAGUUCAUUAAGAAGAACCCCCUCAAGGAUUUUAACCAGCUGGGGGAAAAAUAUGGUCCUGUCUUCAGUCUUUAUCUUGGAAGAACCCCUGUGGUUUUCACUCAUGGGUUUCCUUCAACCAAGGAGGUUCUUGUGGUAAAAGGCACAGAAUUUGCUGGGAGAGCAUCAUUUCCUAUAACGGAUGUCCUCGCUAGGAAGAAAGGUUUACUGACAUUAACAUAUGGUGAAGAAUGGAAGGAGCAAAGAAGGUUUUCUUCAAUGCAUCUCAGAAACUUUGGAGUGGGCAGAAAAUCCAUGGAAGAAAAGAUCCUGGAGGAGGCAACUUGUUUGAUUCAAGCAUUCACUAAAAACAUGAAUGAGCCUUUUGAUCCUUAUGAAUUGCUGGAUGCUGCAGUUGCCAACAUAAUGUCUACCAUAUUAUUUGGAAAACAUUUUGAAUAUGAUGACAGCUUCCUCAAAACUUUGCUACAUAGGAUACAUCAAAAUUCCCGAAUACUAGCAGGACCCUGGGCCUUGCUUUACAAUGAGGUGCCCUUAGUGAGAAGUCUUCCCCUGCCCCAUCAGGAAUUAUUCAGAGUUACGAAGAAAAUACAAGCUUUCCAUCAACAAGAGAUUGACGAGCACAAGGCAACCAUGAUUCCAGGAGAACCUCGAGAUUUCACUGAUGCAUAUUUAGAAGAAAUGCAGAAGCCCGAGAGGAAAGGUUCAUAUUUUGAGGAAGAGCAGCUACUGAUCUUACUGUCUAACCUGUUUGUGGCUGGAACAGAGACGAUGGCAUCAACACUGCAGUGGGCAUUGCUCUAUUUGAUGGCCUUUCCAGAGAUCCAAGAGAAAUGCUGGAAGGAAAUAGACACGGUGGUGGGAAACAAGGCAAUCUUGAAGUACAAAGACAGAGAAAAGUUGCCCUACACCAACGCCGUCAUUCAUGAAAUCCAACGCGUUUCAAAUGUUGCUUCUUUUGGAAUACCUCAUGCCCCCAUAAAAGAUAUGCAGCUUUUUGGGUAUGAAAUCCCCAAGGACACCAUGGUUUUUGUCAACAUCCAGUCUGCCCAUCAUGAUGAAUCCCAGUGGAAGUUUCCCAAUGAGUUCAACCCCUCCAACUUCCUGAAUGAAGAGGGAGAGUUUGUGAAGCCAGAAGCCUUUUUGGCAUUUUCAGCAGGACCGAGAGUCUGCUUAGGAGAAAACCUGGCUCGGAUGGAGCUCUUCCUGUUCUUCACCAGCAUUCUCAGGACCUUCCAGCUAUUGUGGCCAGAUAAAUCCCAAGCUCCAGAUUUCACACCACACUUUGGGGUUACACAAUCCCCAUCUCCCUUUACGGUGUUGCUGAAAUAUCGCCAGCCAAGUGGGUAGAUCAAAGUGAGGAUCUGCAAAGUAACCCAUUCAAGACAACCUCGUUCUCCCCAAAAAGCCAACAGCCAUUUCUACUUCAAAUUCACCACUUGGAAUAUGUCUACAAAUACAAUACAAUUUAAGGCCAAAUCAUUUAGAUAUUAUAACAAAGAAAUGAUCAGAUGAUCUUAUACACACACAUACAAACACACCCACACACCGCCACAUUUGUCUCCAGUGUUACAAGCUAUGAUUUAGAAGAAAUAAAUUUAUUAUUUAAGUCCUCCGAGAUUGGGCGGCCUAUAAAUUGAUUAAACAGUUAAACAGUUAAGUGUCACAUAUUUUGUCCUGCAUUUAGAGAUCCAAUUUUCCUGGAUUGCUGACAAAUUUGAGGGACAAAUUCUCAGAUUUGGAAUCCAAUUUAAUAGGACCAUUUUUUAAAUUAACUAAGGAAGGAGAGAAACAACCUAGAACUAAGGAGAAAUUUC